AAACCUGGGCUCUGACCUCCUCCGCUGCAGGACUGCUCUACUCGGCUACCGCUAUAAAUAUCCGCUCUUCCGCUUCCUCGGCAUACGGUCGAACACCUCCCGUGCGUCCGCGUCGCCGGAGGGAAGCCUAUUCGAAGAGCACCGGACCAAUAGGAGCCCCCCACGCCUCAAGAGAGCUUACCUUGGGACGAGAGAAAGAAGAGAAGAGGCGGGAGGGCGAUGAGCAUCGUUCCAAAGGAGACGAUCGAGGUCAUCGCGCAGAGCAUCGGCAUCGCCAACCUCUCCACUGAUGUCGCCCUCGCUCUCGCCCCCGACGUCGAGUACCGCCUCCGUGAGAUCAUGCAGGAGGCGAUCAAGUGUAUGCGCCACUCGAAGCGGACGGUCUUGACGGCGGACGAUGUGGACAGCGCACUUAGUCUGAGGAACGUGGAGCCUCUUUAUGGAUUUGCAUCUGGGGAUCCUUUGCGGUUUAAAAGGGCUGUAGGGCAUAAGGAUCUGUUCUACAUUGAUGACAAAGAUGUGGACUUAAAGGAUGUGAUCAAUGCACCUCUACCUAAAGCACCACUUGAUUCUGGAGUAGUGGCUCACUGGCUAGCUAUUGAAGGGGUGCAACCUGCAAUUCCCGAAAAUGCUCCUGUGGAAGCAAUUGUAGCCCCAUCAGAGAAUAAAAGAUCUGAGCACGGCAAAGAAGAUGGACUUCCUGUUGAUAUUAAGCUCCCUGUUAAACAUGUAUUAUCAAGAGAACUUCAGCUCUACUUUGAUAAAAUCACGGAGCUUAUUGUAAGUAGGUCAGAUUCAAUCCUUUUUAAAGAAGCUUUAGAGAGUUUAGCAACAGAUUCAGGGCUUCAUCCGCUGGUUCCAUAUUUUUCAUACUUCAUUGCAGAUGAGGUCACCCGGAGUUUAAAUGAUCUGCCCCUUUUGUUUGCUCUAAUGCGUGUUGUCCGAAGCCUUCUCCGGAAUCCACACAUUCAUAUAGAGCCUUAUUUGCAUCAGUUGAUGCCAUCAAUGAUAACAUGCAUUGUUGCCAAACGGUUGGGGCAUAGGAUUGCAGAUAACCACUGGGAACUAAGAGACUUUGCUGCAAAUUUAGUAGCUUCAGUGUGCAGAAGAUUUGGUCAUGUGUAUCACAAUCUUCAAUAUCGGUUGACUAGAACUCUUCUCAAUGCUUUUCUGGAUCCAUCUAAAGCUAUGACACAACAUUACGGUGCCAUUCAAGGGCUUGCUGCAUUGGGACCCAGUGUGGUUCGUGUUCUCAUUCUACCACAGCUGGAGACGUAUAUGCAGCUUUUAGAGCCAGAGAUGCAACUAGAGAAGCAGAAGAAUGAGAUGAAGAGGAAAGAAGCUUGGCAUGUCUAUGGUGCCUUGCUGUGCGCUGCUGGUAAAUGUCUGUAUGAACGGGUCAAGUUGUUCCCUUCUUUGCUUCAUCCACCAACACGUCAAUUUUGGAGGAGUAAUGGAAGAGUUGCAACUAAAAUGCCAAAUAAACGCAAGGCAAGUAGCAGUCACUUGCUGCAGCAGCCAGCCCUCAAAAAACUUGCAUCUGAUGGCACAGCGGGUUCAAUCCCUCCCAUUUCCAUGACAACCAGCAUGCAAGCGGCAGCAGACGGGUUUCCAACUCCAAGUGAGUCUGGCAUUAGGCCAUCCUCUUCCACAGGGCAGUUAUCCAAUGAGAGCAUCUCUGGUGGAAGCAGAAAGGAAAAGAGUGGUGGCAAAGCUCCAACGCCAUCCACUGUCUUGGCCCAAGCUUGGAAGGAGGACUUGGAUGCGGGCCAUCUCAUGGCAUCUCUAUUUGAGUUGUUUGGUGAAGGCAUUUUCUCAUUCAUUCAGCCAGUAGAAAUGUCAUUCUUUCUGUAAUCAACAGUUUGAUAGGUUUCGAACCAAGUAGCUGACAUCAUGGGAGCUGUAACCCGGAAACAGUAUUCAGGUUAUAUGUGCCUUGAUGCAAAAAAGUAUGGCUCAGCCUGUAAGAUGUUCCUGCUGUAUCCUAAGUGCAUAUUUUGUCUGACUCAGGGUUUGUAUCCCAGCUGCAUCAUUCGACAAAUUCAGAGAUCACAACUUAUGAGGUUAAUGUUAUGAUUCGUACUUUGUUUAUUGUUGGGAAGCA
This is a messenger RNA of Phoenix dactylifera (date palm), 2104 nucleotides long. It is a transcript of the gene TAFII59, whose product is annotated as TATA BOX ASSOCIATED FACTOR II 59. Gene Ontology annotation, molecular function: protein heterodimerization activity; transcription coactivator activity; RNA polymerase II general transcription initiation factor activity. The record is from RefSeq and is a predicted model, not a curated record. Gene Ontology annotation, biological process: transcription initiation at RNA polymerase II promoter; RNA polymerase II preinitiation complex assembly. Gene Ontology annotation, cellular component: SAGA complex; transcription factor TFIID complex; SLIK (SAGA-like) complex. NCBI's taxonomy places the organism in Eukaryota, Viridiplantae, Streptophyta, Magnoliopsida, Arecales, Arecaceae.